This is a messenger RNA of Dromiciops gliroides (monito del monte), 859 nucleotides long. It is a transcript of the gene C3H2orf66, whose product is annotated as chromosome 3 C2orf66 homolog. The transcript is spliced from 4 exons. NCBI's taxonomy places the organism in Eukaryota, Metazoa, Chordata, Mammalia, Microbiotheria, Microbiotheriidae. Bases 53 to 361 code for a protein of 102 amino acids. The record is from RefSeq and is a predicted model, not a curated record.
AACAGACAAAGGGCCAGGCAAAGGCAAACUCUCUGUCUUUGCAUCUCUCAGCAUGUCCAGGGUGAUGCUUCUGCUGCCUCUAUGCAUAGUACUUAUUCCAGUAAGGCAGAGUGAAGGAGCCCCACUGAAAGGAGAGGAGAAAUGGAAACCACUAGACAAUCCCACAAACAGAGACCUGUUUUUCAGAACUCUGCAGGCAUAUUUUUUGAGAAGAGGUCUUGAUCUUGAGAAAUUUCCAAAAUCUUUCUACAUAAACAACGAGAAACCUUGGCCUUCCUCUUUCCAUUCGGAUGCCAUUUCUUCUGCAUUUGCAGAUUAUGAGGAGCAGAAAAACUCCUUUUCCAAUUACUUCAGAGGCUGAAACUCUGCUCAGGUGGUUAUUUUUAAUCUUCUCAAUAGAAAAAAAAUGAAUAGAGGAUAUGGCUGACCUUCCCUACUUCUGGCCCCUGCACCCACUCUUAUCUGACUCUUCAUAAUGGUUUUUAUUCCACCUCUGUACAUGGAGUAAUCAUCUGGCUACAUGUGACAUACUUGUACACUCACUGAGUGUGGUUUUUGAUGACCAUAAAGGUAGAUGAGAAAAUUUACAAUUCUCUAAGACUCUAAUUGACAGAUCACUUAGCCCCCUGUCUGAAUGGGCAAGAGGGAGUUAGUUGGUCCCUGAAAGAUUCCCACACUGAAGAAAUCACAGGCCAAGUUUUUUUUUUUAAAUAGCUAUGGAGAAUUGUGUUUGGUUUUUGUUUUUGUUUUUGUUCUCUUGCUGUGGCUAUAAGUAUGCCAUAAAGUCCAAGAAAACACAAGUUCCUAAAAUGUUUUUGGUUGACAAGUAUAAAGAAAUUCAUGUUAUCUUUUGUGUUUA